Python bivittatus (Burmese python) is the source of this 2615-nucleotide messenger RNA. Lineage: Eukaryota; Metazoa; Chordata; Lepidosauria; Squamata; Pythonidae. The record is from RefSeq and is a predicted model, not a curated record.
AUGUUACAAUCCACAACAGUGAGUUGAUGUCUGGCAGCAUGGACAAGGGAACUUUGGGGUCAGGAUCUAAGAAUAAUAUAUUCUACAUUUUACUGAGAGACUGGGGUCAAGUUGAGGCAGCUGAUGCUAUGUCACGACUAGCCAGGCUUGCUCCUGUCUACCUCUCUAAUCGUGGGUUUUCCAUUGGAAUUGGUGAUGUCACCCCUGGGCAAGGAUUGCUGAAGGCAAAAUAUGAGCUUCUGAAUGCUGGCUACAAGAAAUGUGAUGAAUAUAUUGAAGCACUGAAGACUGGUAAGCUACAGCAGCAGCCUGGCUGCACAGCAGAGGAGACACUGGAGGCACUGAUUCUGAAAGAGCUGUCUGUUAUCCGAGACCAUGCUGGCAGCGCCUGUCUUAGAGAAUUGGACAAGAGCAACAGCCCCCUCACCAUGGCUCUUUGUGGUUCAAAAGGAUCUUUUAUUAAUAUAUCCCAGAUGAUUGCUUGUGUAGGGCAACAAGCUAUCAGUGGGUCUCGAGUGCCUGAUGGCUUUGAAAAUCGAUCCUUGCCUCAUUUUGAGAAGCAUUCCAAGCUUCCAGCCGCUAAAGGUUUUGUUGCCAACAGCUUCUAUUCUGGGUUGACACCCACUGAAUUUUUCUUCCACACGAUGGCUGGUCGGGAAGGUCUUGUUGAUACAGCUGUAAAAACAGCUGAAACAGGAUAUAUGCAGAGACGAUUGGUGAAAUCCCUUGAAGAUCUAUGUUCACAGUAUGACUUGACCGUCAGGAGUUCUACAGGGGACAUUAUACAGUUCAUUUACGGUGGGGAUGGUUUAGAUCCUGCAGCCAUGGAAGGGAAGGAUGAACCUUUGGAGUUCAAGCGUGUUCUGGACAAUGUCAGAGCCGUGUAUCCAAGCCGAAGCGAGCCUGCUCUUAGUAAAAAUGAAUUGGUGCUAACAGCUGAAUCCAUCAUGAAGAAAAAUGAAUUCCUUUGUUGCCAGGACAGCUUCCUGCAGGAAAUUAAAAAAUUCAUCCAAAGCAUGUCUGAAAAGAUCAAGAAAACCAGAGACAAGUAUGGCAUUAAUGACAAUGGCACAACAGAGCCAUAUGUUUUAUACCAAUUGGACCGAAUCACUCCAACCCAGCUGGAAAAGUUUCUGGAGAUCUGUAGGGAGAAGUAUAUGAGGGCACAGAUGGAGCCUGGGUCUGCAGUGGGAGCCCUUUGUGCUCAAAGCAUUGGUGAGCCUGGCACACAGAUGACUCUGAAGACUUUCCAUUUUGCUGGUGUAGCCUCAAUGAACAUUACCUUAGGAGUGCCAAGGAUCAAAGAAAUUAUCAAUGCUUCUAAAACAAUCAGCACCCCAAUUAUCACAGCACAUCUUGACAUAGAUGAUGAUCCCGAUUUUGCCCGUUUGGUCAAAGGAAGAAUAGAGAAGACACUUUUGGGAGAGAUUUCAGAGUACAUUGAGGAAGUUUUCCUUCCUGAUGAUUGUUUUAUUCUUGUCAAGCUUUCUUUAGAGCGAAUUAGGCUGCUGAGGCUGGAAGUUAAUGCAGAGACUGUGAGAUAUUCUAUUUGCAUCUCAAAGCUCAGAGUGAAGCCUGGGGACGUGGUUGUCCAUGGUGAAGCGAUUGUCUGUGUUACUCCCCGAGAGAAUAGCAAGAGCUCAAUGUAUUAUGUGUUGCAAUCCCUGAAAGAAGAACUACCAAAGGUAGUAGUACAAGGUAUCCCAGAAGUAUCUCGUGCUGUCAUUCAUAUUGAUGAACAGAGUGGGAAGGAAAGAUAUAAAUUGUUGGUAGAAGGUGACAACUUGAGAGCUGUCAUGGCCACUCAUGGGGUUAAAGGAACAAGAACGACAUCAAACAACACUUAUGAGGUUGAGAAAACUUUGGGCAUUGAGGCUGCACGAACUACCAUUAUCAGUGAAAUUCAGUAUACUAUGGUAAACCAUGGAAUGAGUAUUGAUCGGAGACAUGUCAUGUUGUUGUCAGACCUGAUGACAUACAAGGGUGAAGUUCUGGGAAUUACUAGAUUUGGCCUGGCAAAAAUGAAGGAGAGUGUAUUGAUGCUUGCUUCAUUUGAAAAGACUGCAGAUCAUCUGUUUGAUGCUGCAUACUUUGGGCAGAAAGAUUCAGUGUGUGGUGUUUCUGAAUGCAUUAUUAUGGGUAUUCCAAUGAACAUUGGAACAGGACUUUUCAAGCUGCUGCAUAAAGCUGAUAAGGAAGCAAUGCCACCAAGACGACCCUUAAUUUUUGAUAACCCUGAUUUCCAUAUCUCUCUUCCAACAUAGCAGCUGGACAGCACCAAAGAAUAACUUGAUGGUAUAUUUUUUAACUGAAAUGUAAUUAGGUGUGUGCUUCUCAAACAGGGUUAGGUGGCUGGAUAGAUGUGAGGUACAUGCAUCUGAUCAGCCACUGGAACAGAAAGUUAGACUUACAUUUGUUAGAGAGAUGGGUUAUGCUGUAAAUGUGUUAUAAGCAAAUGUAUAUUUAAGAGUCAAAGUAAGAAGACAACCUGCACGGUCCUCAGUCCAGAAGUAGAGAUAUUUAUUUUUUUCCCUCCAAAAAUGUAAAAAGGUUUAUGGAGCAUGAAACCUAGGUUUCUAAUGCUGUAGAUGUGAAUAAAGAGACAUUUUUUUCAA